Molecule: messenger RNA, 2254 nt
Organism: Mya arenaria
Lineage: Eukaryota; Metazoa; Mollusca; Bivalvia; Myida; Myidae
Product: carbohydrate sulfotransferase 10-like
Exons: 4
Coding region: 347-1699 (450 amino acids)
Biological process (GO): carbohydrate biosynthetic process
Cellular component (GO): membrane
Molecular function (GO): sulfotransferase activity
Source: RefSeq, a predicted model, not a curated record
UUUAAAGAAGUAUUACAAUAUAUAACUGAUAUGUGUUUAGUCUUUUCUGUUCUGUGUUUUAAAGUUGGCAUGCGACUAUGAUACGGUCAUUAGAUGUUCGUCUUAAUAACUAAGAGCGAAUGGAUAGUUAUGAAAUUCUGAACUGGACUUAUUGCCUGAAUUACUACUGUAUUAAAAUUAUAUAAGUUUUUCUUCAUAGUAAGUACAGUGAGUUGCUUAGCGAUGUAAAUAGAACCAAGCGUAUACAGUUCAACUGACAACAUUUUUUCAUCAUAAUUGUACACCACUGUGGAAUAAAAUAAACUGAAACUGUGUUUCGUGGAAUCAGAAAGAGCAAAAAGAGAAUAUGGUACUGAGAAAAGUUAAACGCCAACUGAAACUGCUGCUGAUUGCGGGGGUGUUGUUCAUUGUUGUCGUCUCGCUCAAAUUAUCUCUUGACCAAACCAAUAUUUUUUUACCAUUCGAUGGCAGUGUUGAUCUUUCCUUCCGCCAACUUCUGCAAGCGGACAUGACGUGGACUAAUUCAAGACAUGCGCAUUUCCAACUUCCCGGCCGUAUCGUGGAGCCUAAUGGUAAAAGCAACAUUGAUCCAAAGACCACCCAAAAGCCACAACCUCUAGUGAAAAUAUCUGACGGGUACAAUCUGGCUACGAGAAUAAGAGACAAGUGCGCGGGACCAGCCAGUCGGAAUUCAAGCGCUAAAUCCACUGCUCGGUUAUCCUUACGCCAGCCACAGUUGGGAACGUACCGGUCCGGAGGGACUGAACUAUGUAUCAUCUGGAAGGUCGGAACUACGUUUGUCAAGCGUCUGUUUAUGAUGCAGAAAUUGCCAAAAUACAACAAUUUGAUAAAUCCGUAUGAUAUAAGCUUUGAUGAGGAUCUGCAAGGACAAAAGUUAUCCAUCGAUGCAUCAUCGCGAUUUAUGUUUGUGCGGGAUCCGUACAAGCGGCUUGUAUCAGCAUAUGUAGAUAAAUUGUUAGCGCCAAAUCCCGUAUACUGGAAGAUAAUAUCUGUGAAGGCUAUUCGCCUUUUACGAAAAAAUGCCACUAAACUAAGUCGACAAUGUGGUCAUGAUCUUACGUUCCGCGAGUUUAUACAAUACGUCAUAUUGACGUUAGACGCAAAUGUCUUGAAGACACCAGCUAGGCCUGAUGGUCAUUUUUUAAUUCAGACAGACAUAUGUGGACCUUGUAGUAUUAAAUACGACUUUGUUGGGAAAAUGGAAAGCUUUGGAGUUGAUUCGCUUGAGUUAAUGCGUAAAAUGAAACUUACAAAUGAAACCAUUGAUCUAUUAAAAAAGAACGGUAGCGCUCUAGCGGCCGAGGAUGCAAUUAAAGACUCUUGCCACCAGCCAUUCGACCUUGGGUUCAAAAAAGACUAUUUAAAAUGUUUAAGCUUCUACGAAGCACUCAAACGAGCUUGGCUGAAAAUGCAAAUGCGGGGCCUGAUUGGCCCGGAGGAAAUGCCCCUGACAGAGGCGCAAUCCACGACCUUGACUUUGGAGCAGUUUUAUCAGAUGGCAAUGCAAUCCAGGAAUGCGUGUCCUUCACCUGAUAGGAAUAAGAUGCAGCGCGAUCACUUCCUUAAGUUUUUCGCAACUAUUAACGCACAUGAGAUGGAGAAAAUACGUCUUAUUUAUGCUCAAGAUUUUAAUCUAUUUGAAUAUGACGAUCGACCGUCAGAAUUAUUUCAUUCCUGACAUGUUCAUGUAAUAUUUAAUAGAUUACCAUGAGUUAUUUAAUACCUGAUUUAUAAUCACGUGAUUCCUUAUUUGUUAUCACGUGAUAUGUAUCUGUAACCAUGCGUUAUUCCAUUCAUGAAAUAUACUCAUGUGAUACUAAUUUAUUAUCAUGCGGUCUUCCAUUUCUGAUAUGUCGUUUUGGUAUUUACCUUGUGCCUCUUAAAAUGAGACGUAUUCGAUGGUAUGUGUGUUGUCUUAUGGAUCCGCUAGAGAAAUAUAUACAGAGUACGUCAUAAAAUAUCUUAUAGGUAACAAUAUUUCCUCUAUUUUCUAUGGUGAAUUAAACAAUUUACACGGUAGUGGUUUUUAGAUUUUCCCGACCUCUUACAGCAUAUAAUUCCAUCUGUGUACUAAACAUGAAGAAAUUAAAUAAAAAACGUUCAGUGUCAAAACGAAAACAUAUAAUGUGUUGAAAGUUAUCAAUUUAAGUAAGGGUGAAAGGCCGAAACUGUCCAUUAUGUCAGAGAAAUAGCAGUCCGAGGCACGCAGUUCAGAGGCUGUUUGUUUUCGCUG